AGGUGCACAUCUCGAGGUUGCAGUAAAUUGUGGAGUGUAGCCCUAUGUACAGAGUCAUGCGAUAAGGUGUCCGGCUAAGCAGCCUUAGAUCUCACGGAGACGACGCACGAACCAUCAUUUUAACCUCAUCAUACUCAGGGCACAAUGACAACUACAGUGGAUAACAUUCAGUACUUUUUGAAGGUUACUGUCAGACUACAGACUUUCCCUCUGUUCUGUUUUUACCUGCUGCUGGUGGCCUUAUCACCUCUAUGGCAAAGGAUCUCCUCGCCGCUCAACCUCAGACCAGUAUUAAUAGUGUACAAUUUUGCAUGCAGUUGUGUCAGUGCAUACACACUGGUCGGUUUUGUCUAUGCAAUUUACAAAAGUGGCUCCACAUUUCACCGUGAGUCCACCUCGGCCAUCUUGCCAUUCUUUUGGGCUUAUUGGAUGACAAAAAAUUUGGAACUGUUGGACACUGUCUUCAUGGUACUCCGUCACAAACAGCGACAGAUCUCAUUUCUCCAUGUUUACCACCAUUCCUCCAUCUUACUUCUGAGUGAUGUAGCAUAUCAUCAUUACCCAUGGCCUGCCAUCGCUGUGUUUUUGGGAUUAAACUCCUUCGUUCAUGUUGUUCUUUAUUUCUAUUAUGGGUUAACAGCCUUGUCCCCAGGAAAUCCUCCUCAGUGGAAGAAAAACCUGACGCAGUUACAAAUAUUCCAGUUUUUGAUUGGCUUUGUACAAGCCAGCAUUGGUUAUGCAUAUCACCAUUUCUGUGUAUAUAGCAUUCUGUAUGGUAUGACCAUGACUUGUCUGUUUUCUAACUUUUAUUACCAGGCAUACAUUAGAAAGCCCAAGACUCAAGUGAAUGACAAAAUAAAGUAGAGGUGUAGUCUUUGGCAAAUGUGUACCAGAUGAGAAGCUUGUACCAUAAAUAUCAAAAAUUACAUUUAAAUCUGUUUAAAUUUGUUGUGGACAAAGUUCAACAUUAGAAAAGCAGUAGUAAGACUUAAAUAUUGUUCUUACACCAACAGGUGAAAACCUGUU
This is a messenger RNA of Liolophura sinensis, 1026 nucleotides long. RefSeq names its product very long chain fatty acid elongase 5-like. Gene Ontology annotation, biological process: fatty acid elongation, saturated fatty acid; very long-chain fatty acid biosynthetic process; fatty acid elongation, monounsaturated fatty acid. Gene Ontology annotation, molecular function: fatty acid elongase activity. The transcript is spliced from 3 exons. NCBI's taxonomy places the organism in Eukaryota, Metazoa, Mollusca, Polyplacophora, Chitonida, Chitonidae. Bases 145 to 864 code for a protein of 239 amino acids. Gene Ontology annotation, cellular component: endoplasmic reticulum membrane. The record is from RefSeq and is a predicted model, not a curated record.